AUGGAGAUGGAGAAGAAGAGAGAGAUUAAGCAUCGUUUUCAUGAGCACCCCUUGGUGUUUGUGGAAGAUCAAAUUAAUGAAGGUGAGAAAGCUUACUGCUCAGCCUGUGGGGAUGUGAUUUCAGAUCCAUGCUUUAGUUGUGCACCCUGCAAUUAUCACCUUCAUAACAACUGUGCCCUCGCACCCCAGACAAUUUCCAGUCACCCUCUCCAUCCCCAGCACAGAUAUGGCCACAUCCUGCCUUCCAUCACUCGCGUUGUUGAGGUGAGUGAAGAUGGGGAAGCCACAAAGAUUGAACAUUUCUGGCAUGAAGGUCAUUGCUUGGUGUUGGCAGACAAGAUGGAGGAGGAAACUGAUAGAAGAUGUGAUGGGUGCAUGCUACCUGUCUCAACUCUGUUUUAUUAUUGUUCUGAAUCAGAAUGCCAUUUCUAUCUCCACAAAAACUGUGCUGAGCUGCCAAGAGUAAAGCGUCAUUGGUUUCGUCGAUUGACUGCCACUCUCUACUCCACAAGCUUCAGGCACUUCCUGUUUUAUGAUUUCAAAUGCAGGGAGCUAUGCAAUGGUUGUGGCGCUGACACAGGUCGAUAUGGUGCAUUCAGAUGUGGAAAGUGCAGUUUUACUUUGGAUUUCAAAUGCUUAUCAUUACCACAAUCAGUUGUUCACAAAUUUGAUCAACAUCAGCUAAACCUCACCUAUCACGAGGAUAAUGAUUAUUCAAAGCAUCUUCAUUGUGAUAUUUGUGAGGGAAAAAGAGACCCGAACCUCUGGUAUUAUUGUUGUUCGACCUGUGAUACUUCUGCUCAUCCCGAUUGUAUUCUUGGAGAAUUUCCAUUUAUCAAAGAUGGGAUCACAUUGCCUCGUCCUUAUGGUUACGGACAUCCUCACAAGCUUCGGUUUCUUAGGAAGGCUGAGGACUACCCUAACUGCUGGUUAUGCGGUCAGCGUUGCCGAAGAGAAAUUCUCAAGUGUACUGAGUCUACGUGCAACUAUAUUAUGUGUUCCGCUCAAAAUGGAAGGUUUAGAGGUCUUAUAGAAUCCAAGGAGUUCACAAAUGAGAACGAUUUCGCAUUUCCUUCCUACUGCUUCGAGGACUGA
Hibiscus syriacus is the source of this 1095-nucleotide messenger RNA. RefSeq lists its product as uncharacterized. The record is from RefSeq and is a predicted model, not a curated record. The coding region runs from base 1 to 1095 and encodes 364 amino acids. The transcript is spliced from 4 exons. Lineage: Eukaryota; Viridiplantae; Streptophyta; Magnoliopsida; Malvales; Malvaceae.